GGCCCAGAAAGCAGUGCUGCUACUAGGAGCCGGCGCACAGGCUAAGGCCUCUGCGCAGCGCUUCUUAAGUUCCAGUGUUCGCGGCAGUUUUGGAUUGUCUCCGGAUGUCAGCCCCGUCAAAUUGAGUACUAUAAUACAGAGUUGUGAAGGUAACGAAUGGAGCAAGCAGCUGGGGCAAGUAAAGGCGAAUUUGAAGCCAGGUCAGCAGAACUUCACAACUGCCAACCCCGGCACAGCGCAGCGAGGAGGGCUACGAACCAAUGUCUUCAGCAGGUGACCCUGUGGGCACGAAAUCACCGCAAGGUUGGCUUGACAGCCAGCGGUGUCGUCUUGCUUUUGGUCAUGGGUGCCUUCAGGCGUGCCCGGGGGCAAGGUCGUGGCCCUUCCAACAAAAGUUUGUCCGAGCGUCCACGGCGACUUGGUCCUUGUAGAGGUGCAUCUGCGGACAGGCAACUGGAGCCUUGUGCAGCGCUAUGGCAGCAGAUACAACAAAGGGACUGGCUUUUCGGCCUACCCCCCCAAAUCGCUGACGCAAUCUUGGCAUUGUUAGAUCCUCCGGAUUUGAAAGCGCUGCGUGCCACAUGUCGCCAGACUUACUUGCAGGUUGCCGCUCGCACCACCCGGCUGGUGAUGGCGCUGGACGCCUCCCCCCGCACCUGGCGCCUCGCCUCCCCCCGCCUGGACAGCAUCUACCCCGCCCUGCGCGAACUGCACCUGGUGAUGGCGGGAGAGGCGGAGGGGGAGGUGGGGGCUGGGGACGCCAGUGGCGGCAGCGACUCGGCUGCAGGCCCGGGGCCCAGCUCCGCCGCCCUGGCAGCGGCCGCCUCGCUCCCAUGCAGCCGCGCCCGCGGGGGAGGGUGGCCCACACCCCGCUCCGCAGCCGCCUCACAGCGGGGCCGGGGGGCGCGGCAGCCGGCCGGGGGCCCCCAGUCGCAACUGCUCACUGGUACCGCCAGCAGCGGCAGCAGCGGGGCUGUGUGGCGGCCGCCCUGCGAGCCCGCCUGCCUGCGUGAGUUCGUGCGCUGGUCUGCCUGCGGCCACCUGCGCUCGCUGACGCUGCUGGACCUCAGCCGCUGCGAGCAGGUGGCCAUCGGCACAGACACCUGGGCGGCGCUGGUGGGCGCUCUGGGGGAGGGGGAAGUGACGAUGCGGGUGCCCUGGCGCUGCCUGCUGCAGCACGGCGCGGCGGCGGGGGCGGCGGGACCAGGGGGAGCGGGCAGGGGGGCAGCGGGAGCGGGGCCCGGUAGCGGCUGCCCGGCCAAGGUAGCGGCCGCGUCAGCGGGUGGUGCGCUCACCUCGCCGCUGCCACCCGGGCCCAGCGGCAGUGACGGCGCGGCGGCAGGGGCGGCGUCCUUCUCGCCUCCGCUGCCGGCCGCUCCGCCGCCCCGCAGCUGCACCUGCGGCAUCUGCGGCCCCUCGCCCCCGGACGCCAGCUCGGUGGUGUCCGCGCUGCAGGUGCUGGCGGCGCUGCGGCCGCAGUGCAGCGUGGAGCUGCAGGGGCGGGGGCUGCCCAUGCGCGGCCCCGCGGUGCUGCAGCAGCUGUGCGCGGUGAGCCAGCUGGCGGGGGUGUCGCUGGCGCUGUGCGGCGUGCGGCCGCUGGCGCACCACGCGGGCUGGUUCAGCUGCCUGCGGCGGCUGCACAGCCUGGAGCUGAGGUACCGGGAGGAGCCGGGAGGGGAGGCGGCGCUGCAGCAGCUCCUCCGCGCGCUACAGCCCCCGGUGCCCCUGCGCUCGCUAUGCCUGCACCGCUCCGGGCCCCCCGGCUCGGGCUCGGGCGGGCUGCUGGGGGAGGCGGACCUGGCGGCGCUGGCCGCCCUGCCGGGGCUGCAGGCUCUUGACGCGCCCGGGCUGCGGGUGCACUCGCCCUCGCGGCUGGCGCUGCCGGGGCUCACCCGGCUGGCGCUGCGCAGCGAGCGGCUGGAGCUGGCGCAGCCGCUGGUGGCGCUGUUCCCCGGGCUGCAGCAGCUGGAGCUGGGCACGGGGGCGGGG
Molecule: messenger RNA, 1989 nt
Organism: Astrephomene gubernaculifera
Lineage: Eukaryota; Viridiplantae; Chlorophyta; Chlorophyceae; Chlamydomonadales; Astrephomenaceae
Source: the annotation of a GenBank genome assembly